AUGCAAAAUCUAAGCGAGAAACUGGCGUUGUCCAAACUUCCGAUGAACAUAAUUGUUGCAAUCGAUUCGCGACGUGGAAUCGGUAAGAACGGCGAUCUUCCAUGGCAUAUUCCUGAAGAUCUUGAGUACUUUUAUACAAAAACCUUGGAAACUGCCGAUCCUACAAAGAGAAACGCUGUCUUGAUGGGUCGUAAAGUUUGGGAAAGUCUUCCGGCUGAAUGGUGUCCACUCAAAGAUCGUGUAAAUGUCGUUCUCAGCAGCACAAUGAAACAACCCGUCGAUAGGAGUUGCGUCGUUGCUCGUAGUUUUGAUGAUGCUCUAAGUAUAUUGAACAGAUUGGGAGACAGCAUCGAAACUAUUUGGAAUAUUGGAGGAAAUCAGCCGUAUCAAGAGGCUCUCAACUCAGAUCAGUUAUGUAAGCUUUAUGUGACGUUUAUUGAAGGCGAUUUUGAUGCGGAUACUUUCUUUCCUGAUGUCGACUUCGAGAAAUUCCAGAGAAAUGACAAUUCAACCACUGGAAAGGAGCACACCUACGAUGGUACCAAAUAUCGUUUCGAGGUGUUCUCCGUGUUACGUCAAUGA
Anisakis simplex (herring worm) is the source of this 582-nucleotide messenger RNA. The record is from the annotation of a GenBank genome assembly. NCBI's taxonomy places the organism in Eukaryota, Metazoa, Nematoda, Chromadorea, Rhabditida, Anisakidae.